GUUGCUUAAACUGAAUGCACUGAGUUAGUAGAUAACUAGAUGCAGUGAAAACGUGUUCGUUAUGUUUGACGUGAGACAAGAGUAGAAAAAUAUUGGAUAACAAUGGCGGACGAGAAACUACCAGCGGGUUGGGAAAAACGCUUGAGUAGAUCUACCGGGCAACAUUAUUAUUUAAAUAUUUAUACUAAAGAAAGUCAGUGGGACAGGCCAGAUAAACCUGCUGAUCCAUCUGGAAGUAAUAAAGGAGAUGGCCCAGAAGAAGUUCAAUGUUCUCAUUUGUUAGUAAAACAUUCAGGUUCCCGAAGACCGUCUUCUUGGCGAGAAGAAAAUAUCACACGAUCAAAAGAAGAAGCUUUGGAGCUUAUUAAAUCUUACAGAGAACAAAUAGUGUCCGGGAAAGCAACAUUUGUGGAACUAGCUUCAAAUUAUAGUGAUUGUAGUUCUGCUAAGCGAGGUGGGGAUUUGGGACCAUUUAGUCGAGGGACUAUGCAAAAGCCAUUUGAACAAGCAGCAUUUGCCCUUAAAGUUGGCGAACUGUCAUCUCCUGUUCAUACAGACAGUGGUAUUCAUAUUAUCCAGCGAACAGCAUAAAGAAGAUUAAUUUCUAAUAAAGUAUUCAAUCUCUUAAACCAAUUGCCUCAGUUUUGCUGAUAAUAUAUGUUUGACUAAAGGGUCAAAUUUGGAUACCUCUAUUAAGAAUCAAGUACAUUUACUCGUACAAUGAAAGAACUUUUUCUGUGUGAACGAUACAUAUGCAAACAACAUUCUGAUACUUCAGCGUUGAGUUAUGUAUUUGUGUCUUCCAGUCAUCCAAGCAGACAUGACUUAUUACAGAUUAUGAAUUAAUUAAUAUUUCCUUCAAGAUGAAAAAGAAACCAAGUAAAAGCAGUGUCCAAAAAGUUAAGUCAGAUAAAAUAGACAAGAUAUGCAUGCUUCAUCAGAAUUCUCUAUUUUUAUCUGCUGCCCUUACAUUCCUUAAGUAUUAGAUUAAUUUAAUUGACUUAACAUGUCAAUUCAGCUGUCUCUAGAAAAGAAUUCAUAUAAUCCCUGUAUUAGAAGGAAAAAUAAAUCAUUGAAUUAAGAUUAUCAAAUGCAAAACCAUUUAAUUAAUAAAAUAUAUACAUAUGUACAAAUAUUUACUAUUAUGAAGUUGUUGCUCAACUACUGGCAGAUAUUUGUGUUAUUUUACCAUUACGUUCAUGACUUGUUUUACAGCCGAAAAUAUUACUUUAUAGACUUGAUGAAGGAGAUAUUAUGUGAUUUUUACUUAUACUUUGCUAUUGUUAGUUCGUAUAUAAACAUGCAUGAAAUGAGACCCAUUUCUAUUAUGCAUCUUUCAUCCUGUUUUAAGCCUCCCUUAAAUUUAAAUGAGAUUUUGUUUCAAACAAAAUACAAUACAAAACCCAAUGAUUAUAAUUGACUGAAACAAUUUCCAUUUUUCUAGUCUAUUACCUGUAUUCAACAAUUAUUGAUUGUGUUUCUAGAGACUGUGAACAUUUGUGCAACACAUUCUACUUACUAUACUUACUUAUGUGUUAUAAUUGUAUUAAAUAUUUCUUAUGAUCUAGCUUGUGAUGAAUACAAUUUAAUCAGUGUAUAUGUACUGGUGAAGUAAUUUGUUCCUCAAAAAAAAAGG
Molecule: messenger RNA, 1636 nt
Organism: Nomia melanderi (Alkali bee)
Lineage: Eukaryota; Metazoa; Arthropoda; Insecta; Hymenoptera; Halictidae
Product: putative peptidyl-prolyl cis-trans isomerase dodo
Cellular component (GO): cytosol; nucleus
Molecular function (GO): peptidyl-prolyl cis-trans isomerase activity; protein binding
Source: RefSeq, a predicted model, not a curated record